AUGACUAACAACAACAGGAUGAUCUCUUCCUCCUCGUCCUCUUUUUCCUCCUUUUCGAUGAUGGAAAAAUGUCCUCCUCCUCCUCAUCGUCGCUCUCAUCAUCAUCAUCAAAAGUCAUCAUCAUCAUCUUCAACAUCAUCAUCAUCAUCUUUUUUUUCCAGAAGAAGAGAGGGGAAGAAGAAGCUUUUUUCUUUGAUGAUUGGGAGGACGAAGAAUGUCCCCAACAGCGUGAUCAUCAUCGCUCGGGCGGCAAGAGCAGCAGCAGCAGCAACAACAACUGCGGGUGGUGACGAAAAUGGUGCGGAAGUUUCUAAAACGGGAGGAGAGAUAUCUUCUUCAGAGGUAAUAAAGGUGUAUCCGUUAGCGGAACCACGAAUUCCCCUAAAAACAGCAGAAGGAGAACAAAUAAAUAGUAUGAAAGAGUUGACGGCGAAAGCAAUCAUCGGGGAAGUUUUGAGAAUAUCUUCGAGAGAUUUUUUACCGACCGUGACGCUCGUCUUCGUCGCUGGUUUUUUCGCGCAAGCGUUGAAUCUCGGAGGGACGUUCCUCUUAGCUUUGAUACAGGUGCACGAGGUGGAAGUUAUCGCGGCGACGUUCGUCGUCGCCACGCAGGCGUGGAAGUUUCUGUGUCAGUUUCUCGUUCGUAUUGCAACGUUUAAAAACGCGUACGUUGGUGAUAAGGAAGAAGAUGGAACGAUAGAAGAAGAAGAUGAUAACAGCGACGACAAUACAUACGCGAAAGUUAAACCAAAGUACGCGUACGGCGUUUUGAAGCAAGGUUUGGAGCUGUACAAAUCGAUUCUCAUAAUAGACUUGCGCCGAACGCUUUCGAUCGCGUGGAACGGUAUGAUUACCAUUCCUAUUCCGUAUUUGGGGUUAAUGAGGUGUUUAGACUUGGCUCUUUGCGUUCCCGUUCGAAUAUUUGAAGGUAAACAAGGCGGAGAGAAUUUGAAACGGAGCACCGAACUCAUGCUCGGUCGGAAAAUUUUGCUUCUCAAGACGUUCUUUUACUUAUCUGCAAUUGCAUCGAGCGUCGUCGGAUUAAUAAUUGGAUUAUUCGCCCUUCUCGUGCCAAGCUUAGCAACUGUCUUGCUUCCUCCGGUUGGUGCUGAUCCCGCAUCGCUUGGAGGUGCCGCGCAGGGUUUGGUCACUGGAACCGCGUUCGAGCGCGUCUGGGACGUUGGAACUGUCACCGAGCGGUCGGCAACUAUUCUUUUACUUAUGAUUGCCGUCGUGUUGAGUUUCUUCUUUACUCUUGGAUUUCGACAAUUAAUAUACGUGUUCCAUCGCGAGGUAGCAAAUCGCUGGAUCCCACCUCCACCUCCGCCACCUCGAAAGUUGCCGGAGUGGGCGAAGAAACUGAAGAAGAAAGUGCAGUUUUGGAAAAAGGACGAUGUGAAGAAAAGCACGUGA
Molecule: messenger RNA, 1413 nt
Organism: Bathycoccus prasinos
Lineage: Eukaryota; Viridiplantae; Chlorophyta; Mamiellophyceae; Mamiellales; Bathycoccaceae
Exons: 1
Coding region: 1-1413 (470 amino acids)
Source: RefSeq, a predicted model, not a curated record